AUUUAGACAUAAAACAUGCCUGUCUACCGGAAACUCAGGGGCCACGUGAGCCACGGCCACGGCCGCAUCGGCAAACACCGGAAGCACCCGGGAGGCCGAGGUAAUGCUGGCGGCAUGCAUCAUCACAGGAUCAACUUCGACAAAUAUCAUCCAGGAUACUUCGGGAAAGUUGGUAUGAGGCAUUACCACUUAAAGAGGAACCAGAGUUUCUGCCCGACUGUCAACCUUGAUAAAUUGUGGACCUUGGUUAGUGAGCAGACACGAGUAAAUGCUGCCAAGAACAAGACAGGAGCUGCUCCUAUCAUUGAUGUGGUGCGAUCAGGUUACUACAAAGUUCUGGGGAAAGGAAAGCCCCCAAAGCAGCCUGUCAUCGUGAAGGCAAAAUUCUUCAGCAGAAGAGCUGAGGAGAAGAUCAAGGGUGUAGGUGGGGCUUGUGUCCUGGUGGCUUGAAGCCACAUACUGCGAAAUUCAUUAAAUGUUAAGUGCUUUUCAAAAAAAAAAAAA
Dama dama (fallow deer) is the source of this 504-nucleotide messenger RNA. RefSeq names its product large ribosomal subunit protein uL15-like. Gene Ontology annotation, biological process: translation. Bases 16 to 450 code for a protein of 144 amino acids. The record is from RefSeq and is a predicted model, not a curated record. The transcript has a single exon. Gene Ontology annotation, cellular component: cytosolic large ribosomal subunit. Gene Ontology annotation, molecular function: structural constituent of ribosome. NCBI's taxonomy places the organism in Eukaryota, Metazoa, Chordata, Mammalia, Artiodactyla, Cervidae.